AUGACGCUGUCGGACGCGAAGAAGGCGAAGGGCGGCUUCCACGCCAGGGUCCAAGCCAUCAACGCGUGGCUCGCCGCGGCGCAGCCCGAUGUGCUCAUCCCCGAGUACUGCGCCGGCUGGGCCGUGCCCGGCGUCUACCUGCGGACCGACAAGGACGGCAAGCGGAAAGACGAGUGCAUGGCGGACUUCCCGGAGAAGCGGUGGAGCGGCGAGUGGUGGCGCUUCUGGCGGGAGCACAUCGAGCCGGUGAUCGCCGGCAAGGUUCCGGGACCCCCGCGCAAGUCGGUGUACCGGAAACUGUCCGAUCUGCGGGAGGGUCCGGCGCCGGCGCCCGAGAGUGCAGAUGCGGCAAGCGGCCGCAGAGCCAAGCGGCAGAAGCUGGGCCCGGCCGCGUCGGCAGGCGCGGCCGGCAGCCAUUCGGCAAGCGCAGCCGAGCCGCUCGUGGGCGCCGUGGUCCCGGAGCCGCUAGUCGCCGAGGCGGAGGGCUUGCGGCUGCACCUCUCGAGCAGCAGUGCCACCGGGUACAAGGGCGUGUCCAUAGAGCGCGGUGUGUAUGGCUCGCGCUUCCAGGCGAGGCACACGGUGGAUGGUAGACAGGUCCGCUUCGGCUCCUUCGGCACGGCGAUGGAGGCGGCGGUGGCGUAUGCGCGGGCGGUCGGGGAAUACACGCCAGCGCUGGCAGCCGAGCCAGCGGCUGUGGCUGCAGAAGCGGAGGUGGUUGCAGAAGCAGAGGGCUUGCGGCUGCACCUCUCCAGCAGCAGUGCCACCGGGUACAAGAACGUGUGCAACAAUGGCUCGCGCUUCCAGGCGAGGCGCUGGGUGGACGGUAGACAGGUCUGCUGCGGCUACUUCGGCACGGCGGUGGAGGCGGCGGUGGCGUAUGCGCGGGCGGUCGGGGAAUACCAGCCUCCGGCUCAUCCUUCUCCGGCGGUGGCUGCAGAAGCGGAAGGCUUGAGAUUGCACCUCUCCAGCAGCAGUCCCACCGGGUACAAGGGCGUGCAGCAGCGCCCCUCCGGCCGCUUCAAGGCGGGGCACAGGGUGGACGGGUCGAGCGGCGGCAUCGUCGACGUCGACUGCCCGUUGGACGCUCUCGUGGCGGCGGUGCUCGCUGGAGCCCCCCGCGCUGUGCAGGACCCUUGGGGCUGCCUUGGUUUGCAGCAGUUGACGGGCCGCGAGGCGAGCCGGAAGCGGUACCUGCAGCUGGUGCGGCGGCUCCACCCGGAUCGGUGCGGCCACCCGCGCGCCGGAGAGUGUUUCGCGCUCGUCGAGGAGGCGUGGCGAGCCAUCGAGGCGCGCGGGGAGGGCGGAAGGAGCGCCGGAUAG
Emiliania huxleyi CCMP1516 is the source of this 1323-nucleotide messenger RNA. RefSeq lists its product as hypothetical. Bases 1 to 1323 code for a protein of 440 amino acids. The transcript is spliced from 4 exons. The record is from RefSeq and is a predicted model, not a curated record. Gene Ontology annotation, biological process: regulation of DNA-templated transcription. Gene Ontology annotation, molecular function: DNA binding; DNA-binding transcription factor activity. Lineage: Eukaryota; Haptophyta; Isochrysidales; Noelaerhabdaceae.